CCAGGUUACGUUGUGACGUCAGCGUGGAGCCUGUGGACGGAGGGAGCGCGCAUAGGUCGGGAGCGGAGACAAGAGGGCUGGCACUUGCAUUCCUGUCCAGGAGGAGGUCAGGGGCACGGCCACAGCCGACGUAUGCCCAGCGAGAGGAGGAGUUCCACGCCCCACCCAGACCCUGACCACCAAGAGAUGCCUGUGCCAGGACGGGCUCACUUAAGACUGGCCUGGAGAGCAGACUCUGCGUGUGGGUACCACAGCUACCAGGACUGAACUCGGACAUGUUCAGUGGUCAUCCCAGAUGAGCGGAUGGAGGAUCGCUGUUACGUCACCUGGUUGGGGCUAGAGACGCAAGACGGCAUAUGAAAGCUGCGAGUGGGCACCGCCAGGGCAGGACGCUGGGAAGCUGCCACCAUUGAAAAAGUUGGAAUAUUGCAUUAAAAAGCUGUUUUUGUCACUGCCAUCCAGACAUAGCAGAGUCUCACCUCUUGCAGCAUCUCUCCAUUGGUUUCUUCCAUACCAAGAAGUAGAAGAACGCAGAAGAUACCGCCUGCUCAUACUCAUCUUAUCCGGCCAGUGCUUAUCGCCUGCUCCCCAUCACACACCAUGAGCUCCAUGCUCCCCUUUGAUAGCUUGCUAUGUAACCUCCUGGGCCUCUCCGUCACCCUGUGGUUCACCCUCCUGCUGGUCUUCAUCAUCGUCCCUGCAAUAUUUGGGGUGUCAUUUGGCAUCCGCCAGCUGUAUAUGAAAAGCUUGCUCCGUAUUUUCACGUGGGCAACUCUGCGGAUUGAGAGAGGAGUAAAGGAAAACAGUCACACGCUGUACAAGCCUCUCAGCAAUGGAAUCAUCGCCAGAGACACCAUGUCCCUGGAGGAGGGUAUGUGGGAGCUGCGCAGCAAUGGCCGGUCAGUUGACAAGCCGGAGUUCGAGCUGUCGGACAUCUUUUACUUCUGUCGGCAGGGCAUGGAGAGCUUAGUGGACGAUGAUGUGACCAAGUGCUUCUCUGCGGAGGAGCUGGAGACUUGGAACCUGCUGACCAGAACCAACUACAAUUUCCAGUACAUUAGCCUGCGUUUAACUGUGCUGUGGGGGCUCGGCAUGCUGGUGCGGUACACCUUCCUGCUGCCACUCAGGAUUGCUCUGGCGUUCACGGGGGUCAGCCUUCUGGUGGUCGGCACUUCACUAGUAGGAUACUUACCGAAUGGCCAGGUGAAGGAGUUCCUGAGCAAGCAUGUGCACCUCAUGUGCUAUCGGAUCUGUGUGCGUGCCCUUACUGCAAUUAUAACCUAUCAUGGCAGUGAGAACCGGCCGAGGAACGGGGGCAUUUGUGUGGCCAAUCACACCUCUCCGAUCGAUGUCAUCAUCCUGGCCAGUGAUGGAUACUAUGCUAUGAUUGGACAAGUCCAUGGGGGCUUAAUGGGAAUAAUACAAAGAGCGAUGGUAAAGGCCUGUCCUCAUGUUUGGUUUGAACGUUCAGAAGUCAAAGAUCGCCAUCUGGUGGCUAAAAGGCUGAUGGAUCACGUUGAGGGCAAAAGUAAGCUGCCCAUCCUAAUAUUUCCUGAAGGUACCUGCAUCAACAACACAUCGGUCAUGAUGUUCAAAAAGGGAAGCUUUGAAAUAGGAGCCACAGUGUAUCCAGUGGCCAUUAAGUAUGAUCCUCGCUUUGGCGAUGCCUUCUUUAACAGCAGCAAAUACAGGAUGAUCACCUACCUCCUACGAAUGAUGACAAGCUGGGCCAUAGUGUGCAGUGUCUGGUAUCUACCUCCUAUGACACGUCAGGAAAAUGAGGACGCAGUCCAAUUUGCAAACCGGGUGAAGUCUGCCAUCGCUCGGCAGGGUGGACUUGUCGAUCUGCUCUGGGAUGGAGGGCUGAAACGUGAAAAGGUCAAAGAUGCUUUCAAAGAGGAACAACAAAAGUUGUACAGUCGUAUCAUCUCUGGAAACCAGGAGAACCGAAGCCGCUCGUAAGCCCCAGCAUCGGGGUGCAGGCUCUGUUCUGACCUACCCUGCUGCUCCACACCACAGGAAGAAGACUCUGAGCCGCAGGAAUCCAAGCCAUGAAGUGAGGGCCGAGAGAACACACAACAUGGAGUCAGUCCGGAUUCAUUUGUCCAUGAAGAACUGUAAUAGUAGGAGGCAAGGGGCAUUUACUAGGUGUCUGCUGCACCCAUGGGAUCACAUGUUCGAAAGGGUUAGGAGGACGGUGGUCUCUUAACCACAGGGUCUGUUUCCUGACUCAACUAUUAUUUUGGUUUGAAGGCUUAUUGAAUGUUUCGGGUCUCACAGAAUGUAACUGGUCAUAUUCUGUGAGACAUUACACUGUUACAGGCUGCUGGUGAUAUGAAACUAGUGCCACCCUCAAGGGAUAAACCUGACUCAUUAGAACUUGCCUGAGAACCAAGGUUACAGGACCUGAUCACCUGCAGGAACUAAAGUGAAGCCAGCAAGGCUUGGACCUCUUCUUACCGCCGUGGCUGAUAUUUUCCAGUACCCAGCUUCUCCUGAGACAGACAAGUCAUUCAGAUUCUUUCAAGUUACCUUCGCUUCUCGUCAUGGAAGAUAGGACGGUGACUCGCUCUUAACAAUCCUUUAAGCCAAAAACACUACGGGUUAAUGAUACCAGUGUGUUUGAAACCCCUCCUGGGAGUCCAUAAUGAAUGAGACAUGUGCCUCCCUUCUUAUCUGUUACACCCCGUCCUGCAUGGGCCCUAGGGCCACGUUCCUUGUUUUGUUUUUAUAAGGUCAAUGAAAUUAAAUAUCUUGGCAAAAAAAAAAAA
Messenger RNA from Bufo gargarizans (Asiatic toad), 2771 nucleotides. It is a transcript of the gene GPAT4, whose product is annotated as glycerol-3-phosphate acyltransferase 4. The transcript has 13 exons. Gene Ontology annotation, molecular function: glycerol-3-phosphate O-acyltransferase activity. The record is from RefSeq and is a predicted model, not a curated record. NCBI's taxonomy places the organism in Eukaryota, Metazoa, Chordata, Amphibia, Anura, Bufonidae. Bases 601 to 1962 code for a protein of 453 amino acids. Gene Ontology annotation, biological process: triglyceride biosynthetic process. Gene Ontology annotation, cellular component: endoplasmic reticulum.